Drosophila willistoni is the source of this 4792-nucleotide messenger RNA. RefSeq lists its product as uncharacterized. The record is from RefSeq and is a predicted model, not a curated record. NCBI's taxonomy places the organism in Eukaryota, Metazoa, Arthropoda, Insecta, Diptera, Drosophilidae. Bases 438 to 4556 code for a protein of 1372 amino acids. The transcript has 2 exons.
ACACACACACAAAAAACUAUUUAAUAUAGCCCAAAAAAGAAUCAAAGUGAACCCGAGAGAGAGCGAGGGAGAUUGGUCAAGCCGUUUGGAGCCAGGCCAUAACCAUCAAUGUGAUACCCAUACCCGAGCUCCAACUGGGCCUAGGCCACUACCAAUAAGAAGAUUUUUGUGCUCCCAAUCAGAAAAACUGCAUCACACACAUACGACGGGGUGUAAAAGGAAAACGCAAGACAUAUAAUACACACAGCAAAAAACGAAAGAGCAGAAUAAGAAGGGGAAAAAACAAUAACAACAAAUUUAAGAAAAGACAGGAGAAAAUCAAAAUGAAAACCAACUUUAAAAUGACAAUCUAUUUUCCGCAUUAACAUAAGCCGUAGGAGCAGCAGCAUACGAGGAAGGGGUAAGGGGAAAGGAAGAGCCGCGGGGCCGGCCGUAAAAUGCCAAGAAACACUUGCAGGCCAAGUGAAGAUUGCGUAGGUAGUGCAAAUGGUAGCCAAGAGCAGACGCAGCAAGAUGCCAACACCAACAACAAUAACAACAAAGACAGCGGAUCUUCCAGCAUUGUCAAGCAGGAGUUCCAGCCAGCUCCAGCACCAGCUGUUGGCCACAGAAAGUCGGAACGUCGGAGAGUGGCCCGAGACAUAUUCCUGGUAUUCGAGGAGCAAUCGACUCGGCGGCGUGGUAAGGGGGCACGUGGCAAGAAUACGCGAGCCAAACAGAAAUUCGGUCAUUUGAAAGUGGCCAAUACGCCUCGAAUCAAUAAGAAUUUGUUGCGUGAAAUUAAAACGGAACCAAAGUGCAGCACAACGGAGACAGUGGCAUCAGCUCCUCCUCCACCCACACCUGCUUUACAUCCAGCUACAUUGCAUGAGCCAGAGCCGCAGCUUGAGCUGGAGCCACCAGAGCCAGAAUCACAGCCAGUGCCAGCUAAGUCGAAGACCAAAGCAACUGCAGUGAAAAUUGAAACCAAAAUUGUAACGGAAUCUUUAAGAGAGCCAAAUCCUGUACCCCAACCGCCUUCUCCGCCGCCUCCACCCCCACCACCGCCUCCUCCGCCACCUGUUAAUAAUGAUUCUCCUCCUGUUCCCGCUCCUGAAACAACUACACCCACAAUAACUUCAAAUCCUGUUCCUGCUACAGCUCCACCUACAGCUUCAACUUCAACUUCUUCCUUAACCACACCUAGCGUCAAUCCCAUAUUCCUGUGGGUCAAGCAGGAUGACACUCGCAUAGUUGAGGUACGCUGUGAGGAUUAUGAUAAACGGAAUCGCAUACGCCUGACCAAAACCACCAAUGGCUGGCGUUCCAUGCCACGCACAGAUGCCUCAAGUACCAGAAUAGUGAAAUACUUCCAUGGGUCGCAUGCAGCACCGUCAUUAAUGAAGGUCAAACGAGAGCAUCAACAGCAACAGGAACAGCAUGAACAACAGGAACACCCACACCACCAUCAUCAUCAUCAUCAGCAGCAGCAACAAGAAGAGCAGCAGGAACAGGAGCUGGAAUUGGAUCACGAACUGGAGCCAGAGCAAUCGGGCAAUCUCCUCAAUGACUGGGAACAAAUCCCUGAAGAUGCCAUGGAUGAAGUGCAAUCACAGACACAGCAACAAGACCAGCAGGUGGAUGAGCCUGGCUCGGCGGUCAUUGAGCAUGUUGUCGUAUUGCCAGCUGCAACUAAUCAGCAACCAAUGGAAGAUGCCGCUUGCACGCCCACUCCGACGCCUUGUUUUGAUGCCUUGUUGGACAGCGAGACAAAUGCAUCAUCUACGAAAGCUACCAAGACCAAUACGCCCACAUAUCAAAGUUCCACACCCUCGCCGAUGGAAUUGCAACUGUGUCCAAAGACGGGCUUAUUUCUACCAAAAGGAUCGCAGAUGCCAUUGGUCAGUGAUCAAGCCGAGGAGGACGAUGACGACGACGAUGCGCAUGCAGAGAAUGAACAGCGCCCGCAGGAGGAAGUGGACAAACCCAUGGCAAUGGAUGCCAUCGAAUGUCUCGAUGCAAAUACCAAGAAUCUUAAGGAUCUUCUCGACGAUGCUGAUGAUCUGCUGCAAAAUUGCACCAGUGACAAUGGUAGCAAUGGAGCUGAUCUUCUUGACUCCUUGGUCAAGCGGAGUUGCGAGGAUAAUCUGAUGCAGGACAACAGUAACAAUGCCCAGCGACAGCAGGAACAGACGACAACAACAACGGACAGUGAUGAUGACGCAUUAAGCUCAUUCUGUGUUCCCGACUUGGGCAAAGACUUACCCAGCAUUCUCAACAUAGACAAUGAUGACGAUGAUACUCCCAAAUGCUUGUCCUUUAAUGAGGCUGGUGAAAUUGAAGGACUGAAUGGUGAACUCUUCUUGGGCAUUGAAGCCUUUGAAAAGCAAGCUGCAGCAGCGGCAGCAGCAGCGGCGGCUGCAGCUGCGGCGGCGGUAUCAGUGGCAUCGGCUACGACAGCAGGAAGAACCGAGGAUGAAGUAGUUGUCGAACCUGAACCCAUUGCUACACCAGCUACUGUCGAACUGACACCCAUGACGCCCACUCCGACGCCGACGCCGACACCAACACCGACGCCAACUGCAACUCCAACUCCAGAAAAAGACCGGGAAAUAACUGAGAAGUCGAUACCUGAUGAGACACCAAAAGAUCUGAGCUACAAGAAACGCGAGGAGGUCUGUCCACCAUCAGAGUCGCGAAGUCAGUGUGCGGUGACAUCCAGUUCGGACAUCCUGAAAUCUCCCGAAUCGGAGCUGCAGGCUAACUCAAUUAUCUCAGGCGCCACCACGUCGAUACCAGCCGAAGUGGAGACCACUUCGGAAACGAUUAAAAAUCUCAUUCUGGAACAGUUUCUCAAGCUCAACUCGCAGCAGAAUUCGAAUGCCCAGCAGGCGGAGCCCAUGGAUUUGGGCAAAGCCGGUCGAGAGGGUAAAUUGGAAACUGUCGUCAUUGACGACGAGGAGGAGUCGCCGCCAUUGAAAAAGCGUUCCAAGGCCAGCAUUAAAUUGGACAAAGAUCCGGAUCCAUUGACACAGUUGAAGAUGCUCAUCAGUAAUCCGCAAUGGAAGGUGCCGGAUCCCAUAUUAGUGCCCAAGGAUCGUUUGGGUGCCGUCUUGGCAUCGCCGGCCCGUGAGAUUCCCUUGCUGCUGACCACCAGACCCGAGUUACGUUUGCCAGAGGCAUUUGCCUAUCCGGAAAUCAUACAGAAUCCCAAUAUUUUAGUGGUUACCAUGGAACAACUGGAGGCCAUACUAAAAACCGAAUCGGAGCAAUCGACAAAGGGGGCCAGCAGUAAAGUUAAUCAAACUGUAGAAGAACCUCCACUUACCGUCACGGGUAAAGUGAGAAGUAGUCCCAGUCCCAACAAGCCAUUGCCAGCUGCAGCUGCCAUGCCAGCCAAGACUCCGCUCCAUAAUCUACAAUCGAAGGCUGCGCCAGUGGUUGUAGCUGCCCCCACACCCACGCCACCUUCACCCUCGCUAUCGGCCGAUUCAAGUCAUUUGUCCCCGGAGCUAAAUGCCACCACAUUGGCUUUGCUUCAGCAAAUGCUGUGGCUUCCAUAUUUUGGACAAUUGUCACAGGAGUUCUUCAAAACCAUCAAGGAUCCUUUGGGCCUGCAAAAGAAAUUCAUGAGUAACUUGCUCCCCCUGUACAACAGUCAGUUUGGUCUGCAGCAUUUGGAUGAGCUGUACAAGCAUUGUCUCAAGCAAAAGCCCACGGCGGCGGAAGAACCGCAACAGGCCAAGACACCAGCGGCAGCAACAGCUUCACCUGCAGCUCAACCAGCGCCAGCUCCAGCAGCCGCCACAUCAUCUGCGUCAACAGCAAAUGCAGCCACCGCUGCUGCCUUUAAUGGGUUUGCCAAUCCCGUUGAGCUGGCGAUAAUGCAAAAGUUAAUGCAACCGCAAUUGUCGAAUUUAUUCAAUUGGAAAGAUGGAGCGCUUCCUACUGGCAAGGAUACAGCGCACUCCUCUACCUCUCAUCAACAGCCGCAGCAGCAACAUCAUCAUCACCAUCAUCAGGAGCAUAAGCGACCCAGGCGUGAUCCGGAAGCUGCGAAGCCUACAGCAGCGGCCGCACAUGCGCCGAAUCCGACAACAACCAACCUAGCUCCACCUGCUGAACACAAGCCACGCCUCACCUGCAAAUCCCUCUCGAAUCUGUUGGAGCCCGAGCCGAGUAACGUGAUGCCGCUGCUUAAUGUGCCCUUCGACAGCCUGCGGCGAAAUCAAUUGAUGCAAAAGCCAUCCGGACCUCAUGAGCACAUCAAAGAGCACGCCAGCACCGGCCGCACUCUGCGCUCCAGCAAGGCCAGUGUAACCUAUAAUCCCUUGGAGCAGGCCAGGCAACAGCAGCAGCAGAUGCAGUCUUCCUCGGCGACGCAGCAGCGAAAACGUGGCAAUAUGUUGUCAACGCAAGAGCAACAUACCCAGCAGCAGCAACUGGCUGAGGCAGCGGCAGCAGCUGCCUCUUUAGAUGCCAAUUCCGCCCUAUGGCAUCCAUUAUUUGGCAGCAAUCCCAAACAGGGCUAUAACAGUCCUUGGCAAUGGACCACAGUGACUGCCACUGGUGAAUGACAGUCAAGCCGGGCUCACAAGGAGCCGGCAGCAGUACCUGCAGCGGUAACAAGAACGGCCAGCUACGAGGAACAACAACCACAACAGCCAUCACUAUCAUCCAUGGGUGGACCAUCUGGAAUGACAGGAGGAGUAUCAACGUCUGCUGGUUUCGGUGGAUCUUUGUCGCAUUUGUCACAGCAUUCACAGCAGCAACAGAUUCCAACAGCUAGUAAUCAAAAUCAAAAUCAACAACA